Messenger RNA from Suillus subalutaceus, 720 nucleotides. RefSeq lists its product as uncharacterized. Lineage: Eukaryota; Fungi; Basidiomycota; Agaricomycetes; Boletales; Suillaceae. The coding region runs from base 1 to 720 and encodes 239 amino acids. The transcript is spliced from 4 exons. The record is from RefSeq and is a predicted model, not a curated record.
AUGUAUUCAAACCAGCACAAUCUGUAUAACAGCAUCCAACAGCAUCAUGACAGCACGCCGCAUAAUGACCAUUAUUCAUAUCAAACUACGGAACCGAGAUCCAAUCAUCCUUCACAGUUUUUCGAUACCCAGCAUUCAUCCGGACACUCGCAAAGCCCUCUCAUAGACUUCGAAAUACCAUCACAUGCAGAACCAGAACCAGAACCAGAACCAGAACCAGAAUCCGAUACAUGCUACUAUGCACCUUAUUCUCCUGACUAUGAUUCUGGUUACUCGGUCAAUACGUCUGAUAACGAGGAUCGUGAUCCGCUCAACUGGCAGCCUCCUAUUAUCGAAACGGACUUCACCAAUAUCGACGAAGCGCUCGAACUUAAAUUAAAUACUGCAGACUCACUCUAUCGAUUAUUCAAGGCAGGAAAACUCAAAGUCCAGCAUGUUCGGAACGUGUCUGAUGAGCCAACCCCUCGUUCACUCGUGGCAUUCUCACAUCAAAACAGUCAACCGCCUCCCGGGCCCUCCCUUGAUUAUAACCUUUGCGCAGGAGUCCCAAUCAUCUGGCCAGAGGAUAUGCGUCCUUUGGUCAUGCUCUUUCCAUGGGAACGUUACCAUGAUGGCCAGGAUGGCCUACCAUUCACUAUCGACACUUGGCUUACUCGCGCUCAUUUGCUCCUCCCUCGCGUCAAUACUAGGACUUUGUUUGCAUUGAGAGUGCAUGACUAA